Coregonus sp. 'balchen' is the source of this 20541-nucleotide messenger RNA. The record is from the annotation of a GenBank genome assembly. NCBI's taxonomy places the organism in Eukaryota, Metazoa, Chordata, Actinopteri, Salmoniformes, Salmonidae.
AUGGUGUGGGAAGCUCUGCUUAAAGCAGGAAACCAUCUACACAUCAGUCUACCUGCAUGGUGUGGGAAGCUCUGCUUAAAGCAGGAGGAAACCAUCUACACGUCAGUCUACCUGCAUGGUGUGGGAAGCUCUGCUUAAAGCAGGAAACCAUCUACACGUCAGUCUACCUGCAUGGUGUGGGAAGCUCUGCUUAAAGCAGGAAACCAUCUACACGUCAGUCUACCUGCAUGGUGUGGGAAGCUCUGCUUAAAGCAGGAAACCAUCUACACGUCAGUCUACCUGCAUGGUGUGGGAAGCUCUGCUUAAAGCAGGAAACCAUCUACACGUCAGUCUACUUGCAUGGUGUGGGAAGCUCUGCUUAAAGCAGGAAACCAUUUACACGUCAGUCUACCUGCAUGGUGUGGGAUCCUUCUGAUCCAUUUGUUAUUUCUGUCGUUCCUUCUGAUCCAUCUCUGACUAAGACAGGCAAUCCUAUUUCUUAUAUAGUACACUACUUUUGUCCAGGGUCCAUAAGGCUCUGGACAAAAGUAGUGUACUAGAUAAGGAAUAUGUUGCCAUUUGGGACACAAACAGGGAUUCAUGAAACACAUGUCCUAUAUAUAUAUAUACACACCGACGCCUCGCUUCCAGACAAGCUAAACACCUUCUUCGCCCUGCUUUGAGGAUAACACAAUGCCACUGACGAGGCCCACUACCAAGGACUGUGGCCUCUCCUUCUCCGUGGCCGACGUGAUUAAGACAUUUAAGCAUGUUAACCCCCGCAAGGCUGCCGGCCCAGACGGCAUCCCUAGCCGCGUCCUCAGAGCAUGCGUAGACCAUCUGGCUGGUGUGUUUAUGGACAUUCAAUCUCUCCCUUUCCCAGUCUGCUGUCCCCACAUGCUUCAAGAUGGCCACCAUUGUUCCUGUACCCAAGAAAGCAAAGGUAACUGAACUAAAUGACUAUCGCCCCAUAGCACUCACCUCUGUCAUCAUGAAGUGCUUUGAGAGACUAGUCAAGGAUCAUAUCACCUCUACCUUACCUGUCACCCUAGACCCACUUCAAUUUGCUUACCGCCCCAAUAGAUCCACAGACGAUGCAAUCGCCAUCACACUGCACACUGUCCUAUCCCAUCUGGACAAGAGGAAUACCUAUGUAAGAAUGCUGUUCAUUGACUAUAGCUCAGCAUUCAACACCAUAGUACCCUCCAAGCUCAUCAUUAAGCUCCAGGCCCUGGGUCUGAACCCCGCCCUGUGCAACUGGGUCCUGGACUUCCUGACGGGCCGCCCCCAGGUGGUGAAGGUAGGAAACAACACCUCCACUUCGCUGAUCCUCAACACUGGGGCCCCACAAGGGUGCCUGUACUCCCUGUUCACCCAUGACUGCGUGGCCAAGCACGCCUCCAACUCCAUCAUCAAGUUUGCAGACGACACAACAGUAGUAGGCUUGAUUACCAACAAUGACGAGACCGCCUACAGGGAGGAGGCGAGGGCUCAGGGAGUGUGAUGCCAGGAAAAUCAACCUCUCACUCAACAUCAACAAAACAAAGGAGAUGAUCGUGGACUUCAGGAAACAGCAGAGGGUGCACCCCCCUAUCCACAUCGACGGGACCGCAGUGGAGAAGGUGGAAAGCUUCAAGUUCCUUGGCAUACACAUCACCGACAAACUGAAAUGGUCCACCCACGCAGACAGUGUGGUGAAGAAGGCGCAACAGAGCCUCUUCAAUCUCAGGAGGCUGAAGAAAUUUGACCUGUCACCUAAAACCCUCACAAACUUUUACAGAUGCACCAUUGAGAGCAUCCUGUCGGGCUGUAUCACCGCCUGGUACGGCAACUGCACCGUCCGCUACCGUAGGGCUCUCCAGAGGGUGGUGCGGUCUGCCGAAUGCAUUACCGGGGGCAAACUACCCGCCCUCCAAGACACAUACAGCACCCGAUGUCACAGGAAGGCCAAAAAGAUCAUCAAAGACAUCAACCACCCGAGCCACUGCCUGUUCACCCCGCUAUCAUCCAGAAGGCGAGGUCAGUACAUGUGCAUCAAAGCUGGGACCGAGAGACUGAAAAACAGCUUCUAUCUCAAGGCCAUCAGACUGUUAAACAGCCAUCACUAGCACAUUAGAGGCUGCUGCUGCCUAUUGAAAUCACUGGCCACUUUAAGAAAUGGAACACUAGUCACUUUAAUAAUGUUUACAUAUCUUGCACUACUCAUCUCAUAUGUAUAUACUGUAUUCUAUUCUAUAAUAUUCUACUGUAUCUUAGUCCAUGCUGCUCUGUCAUUGAUUGUCCAUAUCCGUAUAUAUUCUUAAAUUCCAUUCCUUACUAGAUUUGUGUGUUUUGGGUAUAUGUUGUGACAUUGUUAGAUAUUACUGGUUAGAUAUUACUGCACUGUCAGAGCUAGAAGAACAAGCAUUUCACUACACCCACAAUAACAUCUGCUAAACACGUGUAUGUGACAAAUAAAAUUUGAUUUGAUUUGAUUAAGAUUUUCGGUUUAGACAAUCUGAUCCUAGAUCUGUGAGUUGGGGCAACUUCUACCUGGAGCAUGGUUGCUCCAGCCCAGUCAGUCUGCAACUACAUAUCAAUAUAUAGUUAAAUAUAAUAUCAUAUUAAUAGAGUCGUUUCAGAGCUACCUCCUAAAAACUGUGUUAUCCUAAACAACACUUCAUUUGUCUGUGUUCAUUUGUCAGAAGGAACUGUACUGCCCCCUAGUGGCGGAUCGGGUAACUGCAGUGAUAUUCCAGAUUAGCAGGGGAGUCAUUUGGCCCCUAGUGGCGGAUCGGGUAACUGCAGGGAUAUUCCAGAUUAGCAGGGGAGUCAUUUGGCCCCUAGUGGCGGAUCGGGUAACUGCAGGGAUAUUCCAGAUUAGCAGGGGAGUCAUUUGGCCCCUAGUGGCGGAUCGGGUAACUGCAGGGAUAUUCCAGAUUAGCAGGGGAGUCAUUUGGCCCCUAGACGCUGAUCUUGUUUCAGUUUUGCAUUUCCCCCACUAAUGGUUAAGGGGAAGAUUAUCUGUAUCUAGGGGAAACUUCACCCCGGAGCGAGUAAUGUGGUGUCACCCAGUUUUGUGCCAUAUGUGACUGAGAGCUGCUGGCAGAGAUUGGCAUGGCAGAUGUCAUCCUGUCUGUUAGAAGUCAUGUUUUGCCUGGUGGAGGAUGGGUGGACACAAUGAAUGACUGACAAGUGUGUGUGUGUGUCUGUCUUUCUGUCCCCUCCAUAUGUCUGUCUGUCUGUCUCCUCCAGGAGUGCCAGUUUAUCCCAGGUACAGCACAGUAGUAAUCUGUUUGUGGGCAGUGACUCAGCCGUGCAGAAGAUCUCCCAUGGCUUCUCCCACUGUCUGAACGGAAUGGGUGCCCACCUGCAUGGCUUCUACAGCCUGCCCAAGCCUGGCAAGCACCAACAGGCCUCCACGUCCGGCUCCUCCACGCGGCCAGACUCCCCCCAGGAGGCCUGCUACGUGCUGCCCAGGGGGUACAGCUCUGAGGGGCCUACCCUGGGUCAUAGCCUCCUGGGGCUGGGAGAUCUGGAUGACCAGGAGAAUGAGGAGGUUGGUGCUCUUUUAACCUGUGGUUUAAUUAUGUUAUGUUACACAUCCUUUGAUUUAUAUGUUAUUCUCUCCAUCUCUCUCUCUAUUCUCUCUCUCUUCUCUCUCUCUCUUCUCUCUUUCUAUCUCUCUCUCCCCUCUCUCUCUCUCUCUCUCUCUCUCUCGCCCUCUCCUUCUCCUCUCUCUCUCUUCUCUCUCGCUCUCCUCUCUCUCUUCUUCUCUCUCUCUCUCUACUCUCUCUCUCUCUCUCUCCUAUCUCUCUCCACAUCUCUCUCUCACAUCUCUCUCUCUCUCUCUCUCUCUCUCUCUCUCUCUCUCUCUCUCCAUCUCUCUCUCUCUAUCCAUCUCUUUCUCUCAAUUUCAAUUCAAUUCAAGGGGUUUUAUUGGCAUGGGAAACAUAUGUUAAUGUUGCCAAAGCAAGUGAAAUAAAUUAGAUAAUAAACAAAAGUGAAAUAAACAAUAUAAAAUGAACAGUAAACAUUACACUCACAAAAGUUCCAAAAGAAUAAAGACAUUUCAAAUGUCAUAUUAUGUAUACAGUUGAAGUCGGAAGUUUACAUACACUUAGGUUGGAGUCAUUAAAACUAGUUUUUUAACCACUCCACACAUUUCUUGUUAACAAACUAUAGUUUUGGCAAAUCGGUUAGGACAUCUACUUGUGCAUGACACAAGUAAUUUUUCCAACAAUUGUUUACAGACAGAUUAUUUCACUUAUAAUUCACUGUAUCACAAUUCCAGUGGGUCAGAAGUUUACAUACACUAAGUUGACUGUGCCUUUAAGCAGCUUGGAAAAUUCCAGAAAAUGAUGUCAUAGCUUUAGAAGCUUCUGAUAGGCUAAUUGACAUCAUUUGAGUCAAUUGGAGGUGUACCUGUGGAUGUAUUUCAAGGCCUACUUUCAAACUCAGUGCCUCUUUGCUUGACAUCAUGGGAAAAUCAAAAGAAAUCAGCAAAACAAUUGUAGACCUCCACAAGUCUGGUUCAUCCUUGGGAGCAAUUUCCAAACGGUACCACGUUCAUCUGUACAAACAAUAGUACGCAAGUAUAAACACCAUGGGACCACGCAGCCGUCAUACCGCUCAGGAAGGAGACGCGUUCUGUCUCCUAGAGAUGAACGUACUUUGGUUCGAAAAGUGCAAAUAAAUCCCAGAACAACAGCAAAGGACCUUGUGAAGAUGCUGGUGGAAACAGUUACAAAGUAUCUAUAUCCACAGUAAAACGAGUCCUAUAUCGACAUAACCUGAAAGGCCGCUCAGCAAGGAAGAAGCCACUGCCCCAAAACCGCCAUAAAAAAGCCAGACUACGGUUUGCAACUGCACAUGGGGACAAAGAUCGUACUUUUUGGAGAAAUGUCCUCUGGUCUGAUGAAACAAAAAUAGAACUGUUUUGUCAUGACCAUCGUUAUGUUUGGAGGAAAAGGGGGUUGCUUGCAAGCCGAAGAACACCAUCCCAACCGUGAAGUACUUGUCAUCUCCCGUCUGGAUUACUGCAACUCGCUGUUGGCUGGCCUCCCUGCCUGUGCCAUUAAACCCCUACAACUCAUCCAGAACGCCGCAGCCCGUCUGGUGUUCAACCUUCCCAAGUUCUCUCACGUCACCCCCCUCCUCCGCACACUCCACUGGCUUCCAGUUGAAGCUCGCAUCCGUUACAAGACCAUGGUGCUUGCCUAUGGAGCAGUGAGGGGAACGGCACCUCUGUACCUUCGGGCUCUGAUCAGUCCCUACACCCAAACGAGGGCAUUGCGUUCAUCCACCUCUGGCCUGCUGGCUCCCCUUCCUCUGCGGAAGCAUAGUUCCCGCUCAGCCCAGUCAAAACUGUUCGCUGCUCUGGCACCCCAAUGGUGGAACAAGCUCCACCACGACGCCAGGACAGCGGAGUCACUCGCCACCUUCCGGAGACAUUUGAAACCCCACCUCUUUAAGGAAUACCUGGGAUAGGAUAAAGUAAUCCUUCUACCCCCCCCCAAAAAAAUUGUAAAGUGGUUAUCCCACUGGCUAUAGGGUGAAUGCACCAAUUUGUGAGUCGCUCUGGAUAAGAGCGUCUGCUAAAUGACGUAAAUGUGCCCUUGAGCAAGGCACUUAACCCUAAUUGCUCCUGUAAGUCGCUCUGGAUAAGAGCGUCUGCUAAAUGACUAAAAUGUAAAUGUAAAAAGUACGGGGGUGGCAGCAUCAUUCUGUGGGGGUGCUUUGCUGCAGGAGGGACUGGUGCACUUCACAAAAUAGAUGGCAUCAUGAGGAAGGAAAAUUAUGUGGAUAUAUUGAAGCAACAUCUCAAGACAUCAGUCAGGAAGUUUAAGCUUGGUCGCAAAUGGGUCUUCCAAAUGGACAAUGACCCCAAGCAUACUUCCAAAGUUGUGGCAAAAUGGCUUAAGGACAACAAAGUCAAGGUAUUGGAGUGGCCAUCACAAAGCCCUGACCUCAAUCCUAUAGAAAAUGUGUGGGCAGAACUGAAAAAGCAUGUGCGAGCAAGGAGGCCUACAAACCUGACUCAGUUACACCAGCUCUGUCAGGAGGAAUGGGCCAAAAUUCACCCAACUUAUUGUGGGAAGCUUGUGGAAGGCUACCCGAAACGUUUGACCCAAGUUAAACAAUUGAAAGGCAAUGCUACCAAAUACUAAUUGAGUGUAUGCAAACUUCUAACCCACUGGGAAUGUGAUUAAAUAAAUAAAAGCUGAAAUAAAUCAUUCUCUCUACUAUUAUUCUGACAUUUCACAUUCUUAAAAUAAAGUGGUGAUCCUAACUGACCUAAGACAGGGAAUUUUUACUAGGAUUAAAUGUCAGGAAUUGUGAAAAACUGAGUUUAAAUGUAUUUGGCUGAGGUGUAUGUAAACUUCCGACUUCAACUGUAUAUACAGUGUUGUAACAAUGUGCAAAUAGUUAAAGUACAAAAUGGAAAAUAAAUCAGCAUAAAUAUGGGUUGUAUUUACAAUGGUGUUUGUUCUUCACUGGUUGCCCUUUUCUUGUGGCAACAGGUCACAAAUCUUGCUGCUGUGAUGGCACACUGUGGUAUUUCACCCAGUAGAUAAGGGAGUUUAUCAAAAUUGGAUUUGUUUUCAAAUUAUUUGUGGGUCUGUGUAAUCUGAGGAAAAAUAUGUGUCUCUAAUAUGGUCAUACAUUUGGCAGGAGGUUAGGAAGUGCAGCUCAGUUUCCACCUCAUUUUGUGGGCAGUGUGCACAUAGCCUGUCUUCUCUUGAGAGCCAGGUCUGCCUACGGCGGCCUUUCUCAAUAGCAAGGCUAUGCUCACUGAGUCUGUACAUAGUCAAACCUUUCCUUAAUUUUGGGUCAGUCACAGUGGUCAGGUAUUCUGCCACUGUGUACUCUCUGUUUAGGGCCAAAUAGCAUUCUAGUUUGCGCUGUUUUUCUGUUAAUUCUUUCCAAUGUGUCAAGUAAUUGUCUUUGUUUUCUCAUGGUUUGGUUGGGUCUAAUUGUGUUGCUGUCCUGGGGCUCUGUGUCGCUCUCUCUCUCUCAAUAUCCAUCUCUCUCUCUCAUUUAUUUUAUUCCCUUUUGUUUGUUUGAUAUAUUUUGUUGCAUUGUUUUUACUCAAAAGUCACUUUAAAGUAUCUUUCAGUGUGAUUUCAAAAGCAUUUUAACUAAAGUUUUAUUUUAUUUACAAAGCUGUACACCUUCAAGACGCCUUGCAAUACCCUGGCCACCGGCAAUGACCGUAACCACAGUAACGACCGACACAGCAAUGACCGUAACCACAGCAACGAGCGUAGCAACGACCGGCAGACUGACAACUACGACCUCCCGACCCCGCCCGGAUCCUUCUACCAGAUACCCCGGACGUUCGAUAAGAACCACAACGUGACGCCGUCCGGCUCCGAGUCAUCCAGUGGACCCCCUCCACGGCCCCCAAAGCCCAGCCAGGGGUCAGAGAGCGGGAGGUGGGGUAGUCCGGGGUCACUGGGGGGGCAGAACAGGCAGAAUGGAGAUGUGACCACGACUGUUUCGGUUAUACCCAGGAGGAACACACUGCCUGCCGUGGAGAACAGCAGGUUACAUAGAGGUAUGACAACUCUCUCUUUCUUUCUCUCCUCCUCUUUAUUUAACUGCUGCCUAAACACUCUCAGAGAACACCAAGUAGAGGUACUGCUUCCAUCUUCUUUACCAGCUAUUCAACUACAUCCUUCCCUUACCAAUCAUCUAUUCCUUACCAACACUCUCUUUCCCUUUACCAACUACAUCUCUUUCCCUUUACCAACUACAUCUCUUUCCCUUUACCAACUACAUCUCUUUCCCUUUACCAACUACAUCUCUUUCCCUUCACCAAGCUACUGUCAACUACGUCUCUUUCCCUUCACCAACUACAUCUCUUUCCCUUUACCAACUACAUCUCUUUCCCUUUACCAACUACGUCCUUUCCCUUUACCAAGCUACUGUCAACUACGUCUCUUUCCCUUCACCAACUACAUCUCUUUCCCUUUACCAACUACAUCUCUUUCCCUUUACCAACUACAUCUCUUUCCCUUUACCAACUACAUCUCUUUCCCUUUACCAACUACAUCUCUUUCCCUUUACCAACUACAUCUCUUUCCCUUUACCAACUACAUCUCUUUCCCUUUACCAAUCUACUGCCAACUACAUCUCUUUCCCUUUACCAAUCUACUGCCAACUACAUCUCUUUCCCUUUACCAACUACAUCUCUUUCCCUUUACCAACUACAUCUCUUUCCCUUUACCAAUCUACUGCCAACUACCUCGCUAUUUAGUAAACUAAGACCCGAAGUCAAAUACAUCUCUAUUCUAUUUUUCCCUCCUAGUUCUAGUCUCUCGCUCUUUUUACUGAUUUUCCACUGGCAGCUGAGCAGAAACAGAGGUAGUCUGGCAGGCUGGGUUCUGCUCUGUUCUGCUGAGAGGCUAAUGAAAUUCAAGCCGUGCGUCCGUCUGGUCAGCCUGCCUGCUCUAGAAUGCAGUUUUCCAGGCUGAUAAACAGGAAAAAAUUCAAUACAAAAAGGGCACAGAGAGACACAAUGCCUGGCCUCACUCUCUCACACAAUGCCUGGCCUCACUCUCUCACACAAUGCCUGGCCUCGCUCUCUCACACAAUGCCUGGCCUCGCUCUCUCUCACGCUCACAAUUCCCGGCCUCACUCCUCUCACGCGCUCACAAUGCCUGGCCUCGCUCUCUCUCAUGCGCUCACAAUGCCUGGCCUCGCUCUCUCACACAAUGCCUGGCCUCGCUCUCUCACACAAUGCCUGGCCUCGCUCUCUCUCACACAAUACCCGGCCUCGCUCUCUCUCAUACAAUGCCUGGCCUCGCUCUCUCACACAAUGCCUGGCCUCUCUCUCUCACACAAUGCCUGGUCUCGCUCUCUCACACAAUGCCUGGCCUCUCUCUCUCACACAAUCCUGGCCUCGCUCUCUCACACAAUACCCGGCCUCGCUCUCUCUCACGCGCUCACAAUGCCUUGUCUCGGUCUCUCAUACAAUGCCUGAUCUCGCUCUCUCUCACAAUUCCCGGCCUCGCUCUCUCACACAAUGCCUGUCCUCGCUCUCUCACACAAGCCUGGCCUCGCUCUCUCACACAAUCCCCGGCCUUGCUCUCUCUCACGCGCUCACAAUGCCUGGUCUCGGUCUCUCACACAAUGCCUGACCUCGCUCUCUCUCAUGCGCACAAUGCCUGGCUCUCUCUCUCACACAAUGCCUGGUCCUCGCUCUCUCACACAAUCCUGAUCUCGCUCUCUCUCACGCGCUCACAAUGCCUGGUCUCGGUCUCUCAUACAAUGCCUGAUCUCGCUCUCUCUCACAAUUCCCGGCCUCGCUCUCUCACACAAUGCCUGGCCUCUCUCUCUCACACAAUGCCUGGCCUCGCUCUCUCUCACGCGCUCACAAUGCCUGGUCUCGGUCUCUCACACAAUGCCUGGCCUCGCUCUCUCACACAAUCCGGCCUUCUCGCUCUCUCCUCACCGCUCACAAUGCCUGUCUCGGUCUCUCACACAAUGCCUGACCUCGCUCUCUCUCAUGCGCUCACAAUGCCUGGCUUCGCUCUCUCACACAAUGCCUGAUCUCGCUCUCUCACACAAUGCCUGGCCUCGCUCUCUCUCACAAUGCGUGGCCUCUCAAUUCAAUUCAAUUUCAAUUUAAGGGCUUUAUUGGCAUGGGAAACGUAUGUUAACGUUGCCAAAGCAAGUGAAGUAGAUAAUAAACAAAAAUGAAAUAAACAAUAAAUAUUAACAGUAAACAUUACACUCAGAAGUUUCAAAAGAAUAAAGACAUUUCAAAUGUCAUAUUAUGUCUAUAUACAGUGUUGUAACAAUGUGCAAAUAGUUAAAGUACAAAAUUGAAAAUAAAUCAACAUAAAUAUGUGUUGUAAAUACAACGGUGUUUGUUCUUCACUGGUUGCCCUUUUCUUGUGGCAACAGGUCACAAAUCUUGCUGCUGUGAUGGCACACUGUGGUAUUUCACCCAAUAGAUAUGGGAGUUUAUCAAAAUUGGAUUUGUUUUCGAAUUCAUUAUUAGUGAGUGGACCCCAUACUUAGCUGCCAUAUAGAGCAAUUGGUUCUAUAACUGAUUGGAACAUUUUGAGCCAGAUUCUAAUUGGAAUUUCGAUUUUAAUGUUCCUUUUAAUGGCAUAGAAUGCUCUACUUGCUUUGUCUCUCAGCUCAUUCACAGCCAUGUGAAAACUAGCUGUGUUGCUGAUAUUUAGUCCUUUUUCUGAUAUUUCCAGACCUUUUUUGGUCUGACAGAAUCUGUGCAGAUGAUCUAGAUGCUGCUGUAACCCCUCCUUAGUGGGAGACAGUAGCACCAGGUCAUCUGCGUACAGCAGACACUUGAUUUCAGUGUUGUGUAGGGUGAGUCCAGGUGCUGCCGAUUCUUCUAAUGCAGCCCUGUUUCGCUCCACAUCCCUGAGAGAAGAAGUCUGUUUGCUUGUUGCCAAUAUUGACCCCACAUUUGUUUUCAGUGUAUAUUGAUUUUAUUAACAUAAUGUUUUCCCUCCAAUACCACUUUCUAUUAGUUUAUAAUUCUCUCUCUCUCUCUCUCUGAACACGGUGUGUUCUGCUCCAUUUGAGCUAAGCCUGGCCUGUGUGUGUGUGUGUGUGUGUGUGUGUGUGUGUGUGUGUGUGUGUGUGUGUGUGUGUGUGUGUGUGUGUGUGUGUGUGCGUGUGUGCGUGCGUGUGUGUGUUGCUCCGAGCUAGGCCAGACCGAGCGAUGGCUGAAACAGGAAGUCAACUUUGACCCCUGUUUCUCUGUGACUACGCCCUCAGUCUGUGCUGCCCACUGCCAGGACUCUCACAGAAAGGGUGCCUCCCAAAUUGCACCCCAUUCCUUAUAUAGUGCACUACUUUUGACAAGAGCACUAUGGGCCCUGGUCAGAAGUAGUGCACUAUAUAGGGAAUAGAGUGCCAUAUAGGGAAUAGGGUGCCAUAUAGGGAAUAGGGUGCCAUAUAGGGAAUAGGGUGCCAUAUAGGGAAUAGGGUGCCAUAUAGGGAAUAGGGUGCCAUAUAGGGAAUAGGGUGCCAUAUAGGGAAUAGGGUGCCAUAUAGGGAAUAGGGUGCCAUAUAGGGAAUAGGGUGCCAUAUAGGGAAUAGGGUGCCAUAUAGGGAAUAGGGUGCCAUGUAGGGAAUAGGGUGCCAUAUAGGGAAUAGGGUGCCAUUUGUUAAACGCCGCUUGAGCGUUUAAUGCAUCGCAACGUUUGUUCUGUUUUGGAGCAGGAGCACAAGUUAAUUUCAACUGGAUAACAGAAAUGCCAUGUGGGUUUAUAGAAACCAAACUCGCCUCUUGUUACGUGAUGAUGAUGAAAUUUGACUGUUUUCAAUUCAACACGUUGUCCAUCAAACACAAAACAGAACAUUUUCUUUGAAAAUGAGGCGGUCCUGUAGUUCAAUAUUGAUCCUUCUCCUCUCCUCUCCUCUCCUCUCCUCUCCUCUCCUCUCCUCUCCUCUCCUCUCCUCCUCUCCUCUCCUCUCCUCUCCUCUCCUCUCCUCUCCUCCUCCUCUCCUCUCCUCUCCUCUCCUCUCCUCUCCUCUCCCUCCUCCUCUCCUCUCCUCUACCUCUCCUCUACCUCUCCUCUACCUCUCCUCUCCUCUCCUCUACCUCUCCUCUACCUCUCCUCUCCUCACCUCUCUCCCCAGGGUGUUCAUUUGAGACCAACAGCCAUCACCGUCCGAUCUAUUUCAACAACCAAGGACAGUCUGUGGAGUCUGUCAACGACGGCUUCAGCUCUUACCUGGUGAGUCUUUCAGAUAGAUGUUCACAGGAAAUACUAAACUGGAAUUACCUGGUGAGUCUUUCAGACAGAUGUUCACAGGAAAUACUAAACUGGAAUUGAUUGAAUUGAGUGCUUAGUUUCCUGGGGCCUUAUCAAUGUUGAGUACAGACUAUUGUAAAAUACUACUUACGAACGGAAUUAAAAAUGUUCGUACGCAUAGAAAAAGUGUGAUUUAUCAAACAAUCCUACGGGCCUCAUACGCACACCGGAUGGAGAUAACCUGAUAAAUACCAAUUGUUCUCAGUGCUCGUGCGUGACCUUGGCUGUUUGCAUUUCGAAAUCAUCCUUUUAAAGCCUGUGGCGAAUAUACAACACCGUACCAUGAAAUACAACGGCGCAACAACAACAAAAAGCUACGAAAAAAAUACAAUAAUUAUGAGACUGAAAUUGUUAGUGUCUGAGGUUGAGUUUAAUGGUUUUAUUUGUCUAAAAAUAAAAACAUAUCUACAAAGAGAGGACCAUUAGGACAGUUCAAGUUGAUUUAGCAAUGGCAAAUAUACUUCAAAUGAGUAGGCAACGCUCUCCAAUAAGCCAUCCAUCCUCAACAGCUGCCUCCUGUAGCAUCACAUCACCUAUCAACCUGCACAUUAAGAAAGGAAGACUUUUCUGUUCGGUAGUUGAACUCAUUUUGUGCUUUUAUGGCGAUGAGGGGGCCGCCUAUUGCUCCGUGCAAAGAAACCCCUCUUGACUUCAACCUGCUGUGUGAAUAGACAUUUUAUGUAACAGUUUGUUUUGCUGUUGAUUCCAUCCAAAACACCGGCUCAUCGACGGCUGUGAGAGAUGCCAAUCAGCUGCCGCUGAAAACUGCCCGUUGCCAAACCCCCGAGGAAAGCAGUGGAGUGGCAUGUGUUUUUGCCUUUUUAAAGUAGGUCUUAAAUCCUCGCAAAAAUCCUAUACGAUUUUGGGAAACGAUAUCUGAUGAGCCAAUCUGUACUUUCUGCAAAAAAAGUCCCACCUCUCUCUAAAAACACGCUCUCUGCGAAAUGCAGCGUGUGCCAAAUAUUUCAACAGAGCAAGAUCAGCCAUCUCUCAUUGGAUGUCCCAUUACCGCAGUCUUUUAUAGCAUUUACACAAUGGUUUACCUUUCACACUAAUUUAACGAAUUACUUUAUAUGGAUUAUGAGCGUAACAAAUGCACUGAUGUGGUCAAAUUGUAUGAUAUAACCUGUCAAGAUAUGUUGCAUGAAUUCACAGUACAGUGCCUUGGAAAGUAUUCAGACCCCUUGACUUUUUCCACAUUUUUGAUACGUUACAGCCUUAUUCUAAAACUGAAUAAAUUGUUUGUUUCCCCCUCAUCAAUCUACCCACAAUACCCCAUAAUGACAAAGCAAAAACAGGUUUUUUUCGAAAUGUUUGCUAAAAAAACUGAAAUAAAACAUUUACAUAAGUAUUCAGACCCUUUACUCAGUACUUUGUUGAAGCACCUUUGGCAGCGAUGACAGCCUCGAGUCUUCUUGGGUAUGACGCUACAAGCUUGGCACACCUGUAUUUGGGGAGUUUCUCCCAUUCUUCUCUGCAGAUCCUCUCAAGCUCUGUCAGGUUGGAUGGGGAGCGUCGCUGCACAGCUAUUUUCUGGUCUGUCCAGAGAUGUUCGAUCAGGUUUCAAGUCCGGGCUCUGGCUGGGCCACUCAAGGACAUUCAGAGACUUGUCCCGAAGCUGUGUGCUUAAGGUCGUUGUCCUGUUGGAAGGGGAACCUUUGCCCCAGUCUGAGGUCCUGAGCGCUCUGGAGCAGGUUUUCAUCAAGGAUCUCUCUGUACUUUGCUCCUUUCAUGUUUGCCUCGAUCCUGACUAGUCUCCCAGUCCCUGCCGCUGAAAAACAUCCCAACAGCAUGAUGCUGCCACCACCAUGCUUAAUUGUAUGGAUGGUGCCAGGUUUCCUCCAGACGUGACGCUUGGCAUUCAGGCCAAAGAGUUCAAUCUUGGUUUCAUCAGAAAAUAGUCUUUAGGUGCCUUUUGGCAAACCAAGCGGGCUGUCAUGUGCCUUUUACUGAGGAGUGGCUUCCGUCUGGUCACUCUACCAUAAAGGCCUGAUUGGUGGAGUGCUGCAGAGAUGGUUGUCCUUCUGGAAGGUUCUCCCAUCUCCACAGAGGAACUCUAGAGCUCUGUCAGAUUGACCAUCGGGUUCUUGGUUACCUCCCUGACCAAGGCCCUUCUCCCCCGAUUGCUCAGUUUGGCCGGGCGGCCAGCUCUAGGAAGAGUCUUGGUGGUUCCAAACUUCUUCCAUUUAAGAAUGAUGGAGGCCACUGUGUUCUUGGGGACCUUCAAUGCUGCAGAAAUAUUUUCGUACCCUUCCCAAGAUCUGUGCCUUGACAGAAUCCUGUCUCAGAGCUCUACGGACAAUUCCUUCCACCUCAUGGCUUGGUUUAUGCUCUGACAUGCACUGUCAACUGUGGGACCUUACAUAGACAGGUAUGUGCCUUUCCAAAUCAUGUCCAAUCAAUUGAAUUUACAACAGGAUAAAUAUCUCAAGGAUUAUCAAUGGAAACAGGAUGCACCUGAACUCAAUUUCGAGUCUCAUAGCAAAGGGUCUGAAUACUUAUGUAAAUAAAGGUAUUUCUGUUUCAUGUCUAAGAUAAUCAUGUCUAAGAUAAUCAUGUCUAAGAUAAUCAUGUCUAAGAUAAUCCCCUGCCUGUUUCCUGUCAGAGAACCAAGGACCCUCUGACACGUUCGGACAGCGGUGACUCGGAGGACAACUAUGUGCCUAUGAACCCAGGCUCGUCUCCCCUCAAAGCCGCCCAGGUGGACAGCCCCAAAAACAUUUACAUCCCCAUGAGCCCCGGGCCGCACCACUUUGACUUCCCAGGGUUCUCAGCCACGGUACCCGCCCGAAAGGGAAGUACCGCCUCACUGUGUCACCGACCGGGGAGGCUGAGUGACGUCACGCCACCACCUAUCAACCGCAACCUCAAACCCAACAGGAAACGUGAGUGUCAUGCCUCAGUCAAUAUAAAGGCUUUCUUUGGUCCAGUCGUCAUCAGCGUUCUACUCUUUUUUUUGAGACUGUCGUGAUACCAAACUGUCCUAUUUUGUCAUAUUAUACAUUCUCAUUGUAAUGUAUCAUAUUGUUAUUUUGUAACACUUGUUUUUUCUGGUUUCUGUCUAAACCCAACAGCCCUCUACAUUUAGAUGUAAUAUGUUUGAGAACAAUUAGACGUUUUUUUAGAAGACACUGGAGUUGUUUUGUUUCUUUACAUCCUCAGUCAAGCCGACGCCUCUGGAUCUGAGGACCAAUGGCAUCAUUGAUGAGCUCCCUUUUAAGAGUCCAAUCACCAUGUCCUGGACCCGACCCAUGUGAGUCCCAUAUCAGUUAUACUAUCUACCUGACCCAUGUGAGUCCCAUAUCAGUUAUACUAUCUACCUGACCCAUGUCCCAUAUCAGUUAUACUAUCUACCUGACCCAUGUGAGGCCCAUAUCAGUUAUACUAUCUACCCGACCCAUGUGAGUCCCAUAUCAGUUAUCCAUCCUAGUGGAUCCAGACUGCAGCCGCUUAAUACUGCAGAUUGCAGUCACUCCAGUUAGUAGUUUCAGGGGUGUAAAGGUAGAAUAACUCACAAACCUUGUUUUAAAACGAUUAGUAGGGAGCACUGCAAGGGUACACUAGAAUAAAACAUUAACUUACAAGUACAUGUUACAUCUACUUAUCCAGAGUGGCUUUCAGUCAGUGCAUUCAUCUUAACCCUUGUUUUAUGUUCAAAAAGGCUAUACACGGUUUGAAUAUGCUCUUUGGUCACAUAUCAUUAUGACGAGGUCCUUUCUCUUCCUUAUUGUAGUCACACUCACAGUCCUCUCUCCUCCCAGGUCUGAGGAGUACUGCCAUAGGGGUCAGAGUGUGGAGUCACUCACAGUCCUCUCUCUUCUCUCUCCUCCCAGGCCUAUGAACUCAGGUGGCAUGUCCUCCCAGCACUGCAGACCCAUCUCCACCCAGAGUAUCACCAGCACUGACUCAGCAGACAGCGAGGAGAACUACGUGGCCAUGGUGAGUCCCUACAACAGGACAAAUGGCACCCUGUUCCCUAUGUAGUUCACUACUUUUGGUCAGGGCCCUGUGGGGAAUAGGGUGCCAUUUGAGAUGCACCCUUACUGAGUUGACAUACUGUAGUAGAGGACUUAGGGCUAUAAGUAGCACUAUAUAGGGAACAGGAUGCCAUUCAGGACUCCAGCUAAGUGUAUUAUGUUUUGUCUUUGUUUUGAUUAUUAACUGUUUUCUGACCCAUAUCAGUUAUACUAUCUACCUGACCCAUGUGAGUCCCAGUGCAUUCGGAAAGUAUUCAGACCCCGUGACUUUUUCCACAUUUUGUUACGUUACAGCCUUAUUGUAAAAUUGAUUAAAUUGUUGUUUUUUCCCCUCAUCAAUCUACACACAAUAUCCCAUAAUGACAAAGGAAAAUCAGGUUUUUAGAUAAUACAAAAAAAAAAAAAAAUAUCACAUUUACAUAAGUAUUCAGACCCUUUACUUAGUACUUUGUUGAAGCACCUUUGGCAGCGAUUACAGCCUCAAGUCUUCUUUGGUAUGAAGCUACAAGCUUGGCACACCUGUAUUUGGGGAGUUUCUCCCAUUCUUCUCUGCAGAUCCUCUCAAGCUCUGUCAGGUUGGAUGGGGAGCGUCGCUGCACAGCUAUUUUCAGGUCUCUCCGGAGAUGUUCGAUCAGGUUCAAGUCCGGGCUCUGGCUGGGCCACUCAAGGACAUUCAGAGACCCCGAAGCCACUCCUGCAUUGUCUUGACUGUGUGCUUAGGGUCGUUGUCCUGUUGGAAGGUGAACCUUCACCCCAGUCUGAGGUCCUGAGUGCUCUGGAACAGGUUUUCAUCAAGGAUCUCUCUGUACUUUGCUCUGUUCAUCUUUCCCUCGAUCCUGACUAGUUUCCCAGUCCCUGCCGAUGAAAAACAUCCCCACAGCAUGAUGCUGCCACCACCAGUGCGGUCCUCUGUAGCUCAGCUGGUAGAGCACGGCGCUUGUAACGCCAAGGUAGUGGGUUCGAUCCCCGGGACCACACAUACACAAAAAAAUGUAUGCACGCAUGACUGUAAGUCGCUUUGGAUAAAAGCGUCUGCUAAAUGGCAUAUUAUUUAUAUUAUUAUUACCAUGCUUCAUCGUAGGGAUGGUGCCAGGUUUCCUCCAGACGUGACGCUUGGCAUUCAGGCUAAAGAGUUCAAUCUUGGUUUCAUCAGACCAGAGAAUCUUGUUUCUCAUGGUCUGAGAGUCCUUUAGGUGCCUUUUGGCAAACUCCAAGCGGGCUGUCAUAUGCCUUUUACUGAGGAGUGGCUUCCAUCUGGCCACUCUACCAUAAAGGCCUGAUUGGUGGAGUGCUGCAGAGAUGGUUGUCCUUCUGGAAGGUUCUCCCAUCUCCACAGAGGAACUCUAGAGCUCUGUCAGAGUGACCAUCGGGUUCUUGGUCACCUCCCUGACCAAGGCCCUUCUCCCCCGAUUGCUAAGUUUGGCCGGGCGGCCAGCUCUAGGAAGAGUCUUGGUGGUUCCAAACUUCUUCCAUUUAAGAAUGAUGGAGGCCACUGUGUUCUUGGGGACCUUCAAUGCUGCAGAAAUAUUUUCGUACCCUUCCCAAGAUCUGUGCCUUGACAGAAUCCUGUCUCGGAGCUCUACGGACAAUUCCUUCGACCUCAUGGCUUGGUUUUUGCUCUGACAUGCACUGUUACCUGUCGGACCUUAUGUAGACAGGUGUGUGCCUUUCCAAAUCAUGUACAAUUAAUUGAAUUUACCACAUAUGGACUCCAAUCAAGUUGUAGAAACAUCUCAAGGAUGAUCAAUGGAAACAGGAUGCACCUGAGCUCAAUUUCCAGUCUCAUAGCAAAGGGUCUGAAUACUUAUGUAAAUAAGGUAUUUCUGUUUUUUUAUUUGGUAUAUAUUUACACAAAUUUCUAAAAACCUGUUUUCGCUUCGUCAUUAUGGGGUAUUGUGUGUAGAAUGAUGAGGGAAAAUGUUUAUUUAAUCAAUUUUAUAAUAAGGCUGUAACGUAACAAAAUGUGUAAAAAGUCAAGGGGUCUGAAUACUGUAUAGUGUAUUUGUCUUGGUUAAUGAGUGUUUUACCUUUGUGUGUGUCUAGAAGAGGGUUACGAUAAAGUAUCUAAGGUAUAUCUACAGCCCAGGGUUACCAGGGUUACCAGUAGUUACCAGGGUUACCAGUAGUUACCAGGGUUACCAGUAGUGUGUUUACACGCCCCCCCCCCCCCUCUUCUCUGUCCAUCAGCAGAACCCAGCGUCUACCUCCCCAGCAGUGAGUGGUACCAGCAGCCCCGCCCCUAGGAAGUGUGGCAACGUGGACUACCUGGCUCUGGACUUCCAGCCGGGCUCCCCCAGUCCACACAGAAAGGUACACACAUAAACACACACACACACACACACACACACACACACAAACACACACACACAAAAACAAACACACACACACACACACACACACACACACACACACAAACACACACACACAAAAACACACAAACACACACACACAAACACACACACACACACACACACACACACACACACACACACAAACACACACACACACACACACACACACACACACACACACACACACACUACCUCCGCCACACUGAUCCUCAACACUGGAGCCCCACAGGGGUGCGUGCUCAGCCCCCCCCUUCCAGUACUCCCUGUUCUCUCACGCACGUCUCCAACUCAAUCGUCAUGUUUGCUGACGACACAACAGGGGGUAGGCUUGAUUACUAACAGCAACGAGACAGCCUACAGUGAGGAGGUGGGAGCACUGGCGGAUUUGGUGCCAGGACAAUAACCUCUUCCCUCAACAUCAACAAAACGAAAGGAGCUUAUUGUGGACUACAGGAGACAGCAUCCACAUCGACGGGCUGCAGUGGAGAGGGUCAGAAGCUUCAACUUCCUCGGUGUGCACAUCACUGAGGACCUGAAAUGGUCCCUUCACACAGACAGUGUGGUGAAGAAGGCACAACAGCUUUGCUCCUAAGACCCUCACAAACAAGACCCUCACAAACUAAACACACUUAUUCACUCACUAACACUUGUCUCCAUUGUGAAAGAUCUUGGUGCCUCAAUUAAUUAAAAAAAAAGCGUAAAAUAACUUUGAGAGAGCAUUCUGUCGGGCUGUGUCACCGCAGGGCUCUCCACAGGGUGGUGCGCUCAGCCCAACACCUCAUCGGUGGCCCACUGCCUGCCCUCCAGGACAUCUACAGAGUCACAGGGAGGCCAAGAAGAUCAUCAAGUACAUCAGCCACCCGAGCCACGGCCUGUUCACCCCGCUACCAUCCAGAAGGAGGGGACAGUACAGGUGCAUCAAAGCUGAUAAACAGCUUCUAUCUCCAGCCAUCAGACUGUUAAACUGUCACCACUAGCCGGCUUCUGCCCACUAAAGUAAAGGGAAAGGGGGAUACCUAGUGAGUUACACAACUGAAUGCAUUCAAUUGAAAUGUGUCUUCCGCAUUUAACCCAGAGAGGUACGGGGGACUGCCUUAAUCGAAGUCCACGUUAUCGCCGCCCGGGGAGCAAUUGUUGUUUAGGGGUUAACUACCUUGCUCAAGGGCAGAACGGCAGAUUUUUCCACCUUGCUGGCUCGGGGAUUCGAUCCAGCAACCUUUUGGUUGCUGGCCCAACGCUCUUAACCGCCAGUACCCUGCCCUAAACCUUAAACACUGCCGCCCUGUGUAUAUAGUCAUUGAACACUGGUCACUUUAAUAAUGUUUACAUACUGUUUUACCCACUUCAUAUGUAUAUACUGUAUUCUAGUCAUGGUUCAUCCUAUAUAACUUCUGCUGAACACACCUUUUCUAUUCAUAUACUGUCCAUAAUGUCUAUAAACACCAUUCAUAUACAGUACAUAUAUAUUUAUAUUCCAGGCUUUUCUGUCCAUUUGCCAUGGGGUUUUGUAUUGUGUUUCUAAAUACUGUAUUCUCGAAAAAUAGAUCAUUCUAACAUAUCUACUGCUGUAAAUAUCAUUCUUAGUAUAUCUUGUGUAAAUUCAUCCGGUGUAAAUACGUAUAGAUUGCAUCUGGAUUACUGAUACAGUAAUCUAUUUAGUGCUAUUUGGGUUGUUAUUUGUAUUUGUUCCGAGAUUUCUUAAUUUAUCAACAUUUUAAAGAUAAUUUAGAUUAUCUGUGUACUUGUUUGGCAUUCUACUGCAUUGUUAGGAGCUAGUAACAAAAGCAUUUAGCUGCACCCACUAUAACAUCUGCUAAACGAUGUACCUGACCAAUAAACAGAUUUGAAUUUGAUUUGACACACCCACAUUGACCACCUAUCACUGGACUUCCAGGCCGGGCUCCGCCCACCCACACAGACUGGAACACACACCAUGUACAGUCAUGUUAAUCUGUCUAAAUGGAUCCCUCUGUAAAUGUCUUAGCCCCAACACACUAAAUAGUAAAUACACAAACAUUUUGAUACACCUGGUCCUUUGCCAGGUUUGUCAGGUUAGACCAUUGUUUGUGUAUCGCUUAGAGCACAACUAAAGAUCGCAGUUACCUCUUUCGUUUGUCUUUUACUUAUCCAGUUUCUAUGUUCAAAUACUCCUCUCCUCUCCUCUCCUCUCCUCUCCUCUCCUCUCCUCUCCUCUCCUCUCCUCUCCUCUCCUCUCCUCUCCUCUCCUCUCCUCUCCUCUCCUCUCCUCUCCUCUCCUCUCCUCUCCUCUCCUCUCCUCUUCACUCCUCUUCUCUUCUCUUCCCCCAGCCCUCUACAUCCUCUGUGACAUCUGAUGAGAAGGUGGACUAUGUCCAGGUGGACAAGGAGAAGACGCAGGCCCUCCAGAACACCAUGCAGGAGUGGACGGACGUCCGACAGUCCACCGACCCCGCCCCCAAGACCGUGAAGUCCUGA